CUAACAAAAAGUCAAAGAAAAAGUUAGUAAGUAAAAAAAAGAUAGGUAAUACUAAAAAUAAUAACAGUGUUUCUGAAAGAAAUAUCAAAAAUGAUAAUACACCAAAAUCUAUAACAAAACUCCAAAAUCAACUCCAAAAAGGUGAUUUCAAA
Molecule: messenger RNA, 152 nt
Organism: Racocetra fulgida
Lineage: Eukaryota; Fungi; Glomeromycota; Glomeromycetes; Diversisporales; Gigasporaceae
Source: the annotation of a GenBank genome assembly